CUUCGUUUCAUUACCUACGUUGUUGUCAUUUCAUUGAUAAAAAAUUGAUCGGGUAGCAGGCAGGCGACAAAGUGAGCGCGUAAGUGCGGAUAACUUAAAACAGAAUUAUUGAUUUUCAUUAAAAUAUCACAUUUGGUACGAGUAUCAACUGAGUGAAAGUGAUUGUGUAAUUUUGUGUCUCGAUGUCAACACAAUCUAAAACAAUGCCGAUGUUAGAUCUAAAAGUGUAUGUGAGAGUCGUCGCUGCCGUAUUUUCUAUAUCAUCGGCCACAGCAUUUGUUCUAGCAUUAAUGCGCCUCCUCAAUCCAGACCUAUUUUACCUAGAUCCUUUAGAAGGAAAUGAGAUAGGUAAUGAUGCUCUAGGUGUCCACUACUUCAUAUCAGGUCUAAUGAUAGUGACAAGUGGCAUAGGUUUCCUAAACAGCUGUGUGACGAUGAACCGCAGUGCCAGCCAGAACACAGGUCGGAACAUCACGACCUGGUUGUUACUGGAUUCUCUGUUUGAAACCACGCGUGUGAUCUACGUAUUUGUCUGCGAAAUCUUGCUAAAAGGGAAGGGUCCAAUGCAAUUGUACGAGUUGCUGAUCAGCGCUGCGCAAUAUCUAUUGGACAGCUUUCUCUACUGCCAAAUGAUACUGCGACACUAGUAUAAGGACAAUAUCGUUAAGUUAGGCGAUACUAUAGUUGUCAUCCUUAGGAUGCGCUCUUCCGCCGCAGAGGCUGAUAAAUUAAUAUAAUU
Messenger RNA from Spodoptera exigua (beet armyworm), 739 nucleotides. NCBI's taxonomy places the organism in Eukaryota, Metazoa, Arthropoda, Insecta, Lepidoptera, Noctuidae. The record is from the annotation of a GenBank genome assembly.